Messenger RNA from Bubalus bubalis (water buffalo), 1329 nucleotides. RefSeq names its product olfactory receptor 4X2. Gene Ontology annotation, molecular function: G protein-coupled receptor activity; olfactory receptor activity. Bases 177 to 1268 code for a protein of 363 amino acids. Lineage: Eukaryota; Metazoa; Chordata; Mammalia; Artiodactyla; Bovidae. Gene Ontology annotation, biological process: G protein-coupled receptor signaling pathway. The record is from RefSeq and is a predicted model, not a curated record. The transcript has 4 exons. Gene Ontology annotation, cellular component: membrane.
GCCUUCUCUCCUCAGCCCAGGACAUCUGUUUGAGUGAAGAGUUCUUGCAACGAAAGGAGAAAUAUUUCCUGUGCCCAAGGAGAAAACCCUUCAUGUUCAACUCCUGGCUCUAAUAUUGAACAUUAACCAUACCAGGCUUCUGAUUAUCUCCAGUCCAGUACAUAUGAAUCAACUCCAUGGCAAGGACCAAUAAUGUGACUGAGUUAAUUAUCACCGGUCUUUUCCAGGAUCCAGAGAUGGUUGUUAUCUGGCCACUGAAAUACGGUUCAAUCCAAAUCCAGUUCAUCGUCUGCUUUUGCUAUCACACACCCAAAUUCCUGCCUCCUGGUGGCGACAUCAUGGCUAACACACACAAUGUGACAGAAUUCAUUUUCCUGGGACUUUCUUCCAAUCCAGAGGUGCAGAAAGUCUGCUUUGUGAUGUUUCUGCUCCUGUACACAGCCAUUGUGCUGGGGAAUUUCCUCAUCGUCCUCACUGUCAUGAGCAGCAGAAGCCUUGGCUCCCCCAUGUACUUCUUCCUGAGCUACCUGUCCUUUGUGGAGAUCUGCUACGCCUCGACGACAGCCCCCAGACUCAUCUCAGAUCUGCUGGCUGAGAGGAAAGCCAUACCUCUGUGGGGCUGCAUGUCACAAGUUUUCUUUAUCCACUUGUUUGGUGGCACUGAGAUUUUCCUGCUCACUGUGAUGGCCUAUGACCGCUACGUGGCCAUCUGCAAGCCUCUCAGCUACACCACCAUCAUGAGCCGGCAGGCGUGUGCCUUCCUGGUGGGUGCAGCAUUGGUGGGGGGCUUUGUGCAUUCCUUGGCCCAAAUCCUUCUCAUCUUCCGCUUGCCCUUCUGUGGCCCCAAUGUGAUCGACCACUAUUUCUGUGACGUGCUUCCCCUGCUCAAACUUGCCUGCUCUGACACCAUCCUCAUUGGUCUUCUGAUCGUUGCUAAUGGGGGGACCCUGUCUGUGAUCAGUUUCGUGGUCCUCUUAGCCUCCUAUGUGGUCAUCUUGCUCCAUCUGAGGACUCGGAGCUCCGCGGGGCGGCGCAAGGCCCUGUCCACCUGUGGGGCCCACUUCACUGUGGUUACCUUGUUCUUUGGGCCCUGCAUCUUCAUCUAUCUGAGACCUUCUACCACGCUGUCUGCGGACAAGACGGUUGCCGUGUUCUACACGGUGAUCACCCCACUGCUCAACCCUGUCAUCUACUCCCUGAGAAAUGCUGAAGUGAAGAAGGCCGUGAAGAGGCUGUGGGUCAGAGCAAUGAAGCUAGAAGAGAGGUAGAGGAUGAGCCUUGGUGUUGAUCCUCGGGCUUAGAACGAUGCUAAGACCAGCAUUUAAAAAU